UUUGCUUAGUUUGAUGAAAUGAAAUAGUGAAACUUAUUAAACUCCAUUCCCUCUUCAACAACAAUAACUCUAUCCACUUUGUUUCCUCCACUCUCACUCUAUUGCCGCCACGCCAUGCCCAAACCUGGCGGUGGUUUCGGCCAGUUCGUCCAGAAUUACAUCGGAGAUCGCUACAAGGAGUUCAAUAAGGCUUAUGGCGAAACCGUUAGUGACAUUUUUGGUUUCCCCUUUAAGAUUCUCUUCACCCCUUUAACUCUUGCAAUCGACAUUGCUGGUUCUGCACCUCGUGGCUAUGGUGUCCCUGAACUUGCUUCUAAACUAUCUGCCGCUUCUGUUUUCGCUGUUGCUACUUUGGGGACUUAUGACAUUGCAUUAAAUUUGGGAAGGAAGGUGAUAUGUAAGAGGAACUGUGGGACGUGUAAUGGAUGGCAGGCCUUGCGGUGUACCAUGUGUCGAGGAAGUGGAAAGGUGCACUAUCAAGUGAAAAAUUGCACCUUGAAGAGGGGAGAGAAAGCGACUGCCGAGUCUGUUGCAGAUGCCAUUGUCAACAACCGGGCUGAGUUAGUGCAUAUACCAGCCUCAUUGGAUCCUCAGAUACCAUUACCAUCAAAAGACUGUCCAAUUUGCGAUGCAACGGGUGUAAUGGGCUGUCCUGAAUGCAAAGACAAAUUGCCGUUUAAGAUUUCAGCAGAUGGUAUUAUGGAGCCCCCAUGGCAAGCUUUAAAGGUUUUGGAAAAGAUGGAUUAUCCAUAUGAGCACAUAAGGCACAGCAUGAAAGAUCCCAGUAUUGCUGCAUUUUGGUUGAUUACCUUUCCACAGAUUAUGUCUGGAUCUACCUAUGGUGAUAAUACAAAGCAGGCAAUAUGGUCAGAGUAUAAGGAAUCUAGGCGGUAUGAUCAACUACGAGAUGAGGUGGCCAAGAGGAAACCAGGAUGGGAGUUUUUGCAGGAUGCCUUGAUAUCUAUAGAUCCUGACCGAGCAAGGGAUGAUCCUGUCAUAGUUAAAAAUGUCCCUUACUAUAAGGCUAAGAAGGCGCUGGAGGAAGAGGUUAUGAAGCUUGAUCCUCCACCACGACCAUCGAAUUGGGGUGAGCUUGACCUUCCAUUGAGGUCAUCAUCUUGGGGCGAGGAGGAUCUCAAAGAUCCAGAAAAGUUCCAGGAAAUGACCGUUCUUCUCAAAGCUCAAAGAGAAAUCUCUGAAAACAUAUUGAAUGUACAGUGGGAAACUAAAUGGCGUCAAGAAAAGGUGAAUGAGCUGUUGGAAGAAAAGGUGCAGCCAUUCCUUCAGAAUAUAGACAAUGAAGUUCUUUCUGAGCCUAUUCUAUUAGCAAAAAAGCAAGAAAAGAAACGUCGGAGGUGGUUCUUCUUUUGACACGGUGGGAUCACUUUUAUUUGCCAGGACAUGUUUGUAUCCAUAAUUUUGUAUACGCAGCACGCAGCGUCAAGCACACAUGUUGCAUUUGUCUGCCAUGGUCAUCAUUUUGCUGAGGAAACCAUUGUUGGUGACACAAGAAAUACAAUUUAUGAAAAGGAAACUUUUUUGUUAAGUCUAGAUGAACAGACAACAAACAGCAAAAACCUGCAUGCUCCUGAACCUAAGCUUAUGUUACACCUGUCAUAAGAUGUUAUAUUUAAAUUAUUCAUUUUCAGAUUGUUUUAUCUAAUGAUAUAAGUAUUUAUGUUAGUGUUU
Molecule: messenger RNA, 1689 nt
Organism: Lathyrus oleraceus (garden pea)
Lineage: Eukaryota; Viridiplantae; Streptophyta; Magnoliopsida; Fabales; Fabaceae
Exons: 12
Coding region: 115-1371 (418 amino acids)
Cellular component (GO): chloroplast
Source: RefSeq, a predicted model, not a curated record